AUGAAUGGUGGUGUGGAACCGCAAGUGCAAGUAGGAGAUUUCUUUGAAGAAGAAGAAGAAACAGUUAUGGCGGCGGUUAAAGAGCGAGAGAUCUGGCUUCAGAACAAUAAUGGUGGCCAUCAAGGUGAUGAGGAUGAUCUUCUUGCUGGUGUAAUGGACGACGCUUCUCUGUUCUAUGCAGAUGAUGACUUCCCUUGUCUUCCAGAUUUCUCAUGCAUGUCGUCUUCUUCGUCUUCAUCUUCACCCCCAGCAGUCACAGUCAAAACCGUCACGUGCGCCUCUUCCUCCUCUAAUACGUCGUCGUCUAAUUUGGCGGCUUCCUGGGCGAAUCUCAAGUCAGAUGCAGAGCUUCGUCUCCCACCGCCACAGACCCAGCCACCGGCGUUAUCCUCCACUGCUUCUAUGGAGAUCCAGCAGCCGCCGGAUCAUCAAGGCGGCACUAAUGACAGCGGAGAUUGUCUGGACAUGAUGGACACAUUUGGAACUAUGGAACUCAUGGAGGGAAAUGAAUUCUUCGAUCCUUCAUCAAUCUUUGAAAAUGAAGAGAAUCUAUUGGACGAAUUUGUCCAGUGGGACCCGAAUCCGCCGGAAGAGGGACAUGCAAGUGGUGGAAUGAUACUGCAGGAGGAACAUCAACAGCAGCAGCAGCAACAGCCACCGCCAUUGGCGGAGACGGCGACGGAUGAAGAGAUGAGCUCGGUGUUCUUGGAAUGGCUAAAGAUAAACAAAGACAGCGUGUCUGCGACUGAUUUGAGGAACGUGAGGUUGAAGAAGGCGACAAUAGAGUGUGCAGCGAAGCGUCUUGGUGGAGGGAAAGAAGGCAUGAAGCAAUUGUUGAAGCUAAUUCUGGAAUGGGUUCAGACGAGCCAUCUUCAGAAGAAAAGACGCCUGGAAAAUCAUGUUAAUAACAAUAAUGAGAAUGACAAUCUUUUCACCACUCAUUUUCUGGAUACCACAAACCCUAGCUCUAAUCUCAACCACCAACCUUCAUUUGGCCUGGAAUGGAUCUCUCAGCCGCCGUACGGGGUUGAUCCAGCGGCUUUACCGGCGGCCCCGCCACCAUUUCCGCAACCUCUAGUUGGUUAUAGCAAUAACCUGGGAGACCCGUUUUCCAACGGAGCUUCAAAUGAAUUUCAUGCGCCGGAUUCUUCACAUUCAUGGCCUCAUUCGCAGUUUACUGUUUAUACUAACCACCAACCAUAUGGGAACAAUAAUCUACACCCGUCGGCGAUGGCGGGAUUUGGCGGUUAUGGGAACAAUCAGUACCCGUAUCAGUAUUUUCAUGGCGGCGGCGGCGGCCCAGAUAGAUUGGGUCCGUUGGCGACAAAAGAAGCGAGGAAGAAGAGAAUGGCGAGGCAGAGACGGCAUUUAUCUCAUCACAGGCAUCACAAUAAUGUCCAAGACCAUCAACAAAACCAGCAGAGCCCAACCAGUGAUUAUUACACUACUGCUACAGUUGUACCGCAUGCAAAUCCACCCAACUGGUUGUAUUGGCCGCCGGCGGCGCCGUCUAACGGUGGAGCCGCUUCUGUUGUGCCAACGUCUCAGGCGGAGCCACCACCGCCGGGGAGAAAUGUGGGGGAUCGGAUGGCGGCCAUGCAAUCCGACCAGAAUAAUAAUCAACAAAACCGGGUCUCAUCAGAUAAACGACAGGGAUGGAAACCAGAGAAGAACUUGAAGUUCCUUCUGCAGAAAGUGUUAAAGCAAAGCGACGUGGGUAAUCUGGGGAGGAUAGUGUUGCCAAAGAGAGAAGCAGAAACCCAUUUGCCAGAACUGGAGGAAAGAGAUGGGAUUUCCAUAGCAAUGGAAGACAUUGGAACUUGUCGUGUUUGGAACAUGCGCUAUAGAUACUGGCCAAACAACAAAAGCAGGAUGUAUCUGCUUGAGAAUACAGGAGAUUUUGUGAGAGCCAAUGGACUUCAAGAAGGAGACUUCAUAGUGAUAUAUUCAGAUGUAAAAUGUGGCAAAUAUAUGAUAAGGGGUGUGAAGGUAAGGCAAGCAGCUGGCACCAAAGUUGAGACGAAGAAAGCAGCCUCAGGAAAAUGCCAGAAGGCUAAUGGAUCUGAUACAUUUUCACCAAACAAGAAUGAGAGAACAAGGCAAUAA
Molecule: messenger RNA, 2106 nt
Organism: Neltuma alba
Lineage: Eukaryota; Viridiplantae; Streptophyta; Magnoliopsida; Fabales; Fabaceae
Product: B3 domain-containing transcription factor ABI3-like
Exons: 6
Coding region: 1-2106 (701 amino acids)
Molecular function (GO): DNA binding; DNA-binding transcription factor activity
Source: RefSeq, a predicted model, not a curated record